UCCGGGACCUCGUUCUGUUACCUCUGACCCCGUGACCCCUGACCCGCGGAGGGACGAAGAUGUCGGAGGUGGAUUUUGGAGACACGGAACUGUUCCAGCAGUUGGGAGAAAACAAACCCGUAGCGAUGCAUAUUCGUUUCAAGGAUGACGAAGAAAGUCCCGACGAGCUCCAGGAGCUCCGGGAGAGGUUGGAAGAGUGCGAACAGACGAUCACCCGCUUAAAAGCUGAGAAUCAGGAAUUGAAGAGAAAGUUAAAAAUUUUGACACAGCCAAGUGGGAUAACGGUAGACGACUCCAAGGUAGACGGCCCACUGCUGCAGAUUCUGUUUACAAACAACGUCAUCUCAAAGCAGUUCCACCAAGACAUUGAAGACUGUAUUUUCAGUCUAAUCCAGAAACACGAAGAGCAAUUGACAAGUGAUAAAGAGAGUCCCUCUUUUAAUGUUAGGCCUCAGCCAUCAAGUUUUGUUCUGGAAGAGCACCAUAAAGUGAAUACAUCCAGUACGAUAAAAAAAAUCAAGGAUGCAUUUAGCGUUGUCGGGAAUGUUCUCUAUUUCACCAGCUUCUGUCUUGACAAGCUUGGGCAGCCUCUGUUAAACGAGAAUCCCCAGCUGACAGAUGGAUGGGAGAUUCCCAAAUAUCAGCAGGUAUUUGGCACAGUUAUCUCUCUGGAUGGGCAGGAGGUGCAAAUAAAGGAAAAAAGACCCAAACCUUGCUGCUUCAAUUGUGGUUCAGAUGCUCAUCAGCUAAAGGACUGUCCAAAGCCACGGGACGUGGCCCGGAUCAGUGAGAAAAGAAAGGAGUUUUCCCAGAGCAGCAGUCAAAGUAACCAGCGCUAUCAUGUCGAAGAAGUGGAAGAAAGGUUUGGAAAAUACAAACCUGGGCGAGUGAGCGAGGAGCUGCAGGAUGCCCUUGGCAUUGAAGAGAACACCUUGCCGCCUUUCGUUUACCGCAUGCGACAGCUGGGCUACCCUCCGGGCUGGCUGAAAGAAGCGGAGAUGGAGAACUCCGGGCUGACUCUCUAUGAUGGAAAGGCGGGAAGCGAUGGAGAAAUUGAAGAAGAUGAGAACAGCCGGAACCAGCAGAUCUCCUACGAUGUGUCUAAGCUCAUAGAUUUCCCUGGGUUCAAUGUUUCUGCACCAAAACACAUUAUGGAUGAGUGGCGACAGUAUGGUUCCAUCCCAAUGCAGUCAAAUCAUUUGAAAGAGAAUUUUGCUGCUUAUCUCUCGAGUAAUUUUCCAAUGCCAACCUCAGACUCAAAGAAAAGAGUUCAUGACUGGGAUUCAUCUCCUCGGAAUCCAAAAAAGAGGAAAUCGGACAUUUCUGACAGUGUUAGGAGCUUGGAUAUGGAGGUUGAUUCAGGUUCCGAAACUCCGCGAAGCUCCAGGAGUUACAAUGACUUCCCCUUCCAGCCUCCUCUCCCACCUGGUUCCCCCGCCUUGGGUACGCCACCACCUCAGCCCUGGGGCAGCCCACCAGGCACCCCCCCGAACUUUAUCCCACCGCCGCCACCAACUCCCACUCCUCCCCCUUUGCCCAAGGGAACUCCGCCCCUGACUCCCUCCAACGGCUCCCCGGCCGUGCGCGUGCGCGGGGGCGAGGACUCCACCGACGAGGACGGCCUGACCCUGGAGGAGCUGGAGGAGCAGCAGAGGCUGAUCUGGGCGGCGCUGGAGAACACCGAGGCCAACACGAACAGCGACUCGGAGAUCUCCGCGGGCACCCCAAUCGCCACCACCUCCGCGGCCUCUUCGCCGUGCCUGACGGACGCUGAAGCGGUCGCCCAGGAGGGGGUGGAGAGGCUGGAAAGUUCGGACGCCUCCCCCGGGAACGCCGACUGCGCAAACAAGGCGGCGCCGGCUGCCGUGAGUUCAGACGUUGGCGGUGAUGAUGAUGAUGAUGACGACGCUGAUGUGAUUGAAGUCGAGAAGGAGGCACUGUGUGAGGUUGGACCUGGAGGCCCAGGCCUGGCUGCAAGUUCAGCUGUUGUGAAGCAGGAAACUAAUGUCCCAGAACACCCUGGCAGAGAGACUGAGGAGAGUGGUGAUGCCAGUGAGAAAGUGGAAUCUGUCCCCCACAGGAGUAAGUUUGCAGAAGGAAUAAUCCCCUUCGAAGACACCGCUGAAUACACUAAUGUUGCUGAAGCCACUGGCGUCUACCUCAGGAUAAGAGACUUGUUGAAAGGUUCCCCUCGAAACCAAAGCAGAAAUAAAAAGUGAUAUCAUCUGGAGCAGACAGGCCAACAGAAGUGGUAUAAACCUAGGAAUUUGUUAAAGGUUUUUUUUUUUUACAGUUUUUAAGUCUGCGUUGUCCCAGCUGCAUUAAGGUUGCAGUUUUAAUGAAUGUGAGGAAAGAAAAGUCUUUUUUUUUUGCGUAGUUCAUUUUAAUUUUUUGUUUUUUUGUAAAAAAAAAUAACCCCCUGUAAGUGUAAAUGGGUGGAUCAAGGCAUGUACAAAAAAAAUGUAAAUGAUGAUGUUAGAAACAGAUUGAUAAUGGACUGAUGGUGCUUGUUUUAUCAUGGGAGUCAUGUGACAUUCUUUGAGUCUGGUAAUGUUCUGUUUUAAACUAAUUUUUUAAAAGAGGUUUCCAGUCCUACUUUCCAGUAAAAUUCAGUCUUUCAGGGAUUUUGAGGAUACAGAAUAUUUCAGGUAUUUUUUAAAAAUGGUCAGUUUUUAAUGACCUUUGUGACUUUUGUAAUCCAUAUUUAAAAUGAAAAAAACAACAACCAGUCUACAGUGUUUAGUAAACUUUUUAUUAAAUUACUCAAAACAUGUUCAAGUAAAAUUCAAAUUUUAACGUGAUUGGAUUGCUGCUGUUUCCUUCUUUGUACCAAGUAAUGAUAAAAUGGAUACAAUAUGCAAUUAAGUGCUGAGAACGUUGUCACACAAAAAAAAACACUAGACUUUCUUAAAAUAUAAUUUGUAAAUUUUAGCUCAGCGAGUCUCUAAGCAAUAUAUCAUUAGUUUUCAGUUUACAGUACUGUAGAGGGCGGUAUUUACUAAUCCAGAACAACACAAUAAAGAAGUGGCAUUUAGGGGCAGGCGGAGGAAUGCUUUCAAUAUAGGAUUCCAGAUUCUUACCGAUGAGAGAAGUCUUUAAACACAAUACAGAGGUUUUCACUGUUAAAAUUAUUGUAUGUGACUUGACUAAGCAUUUUGGUGUUAAUUCAGUUUAUCAACAUGCUGUAAAAGAAACGUAGGCAGUAAAAGAAACUGUUACGUCUUGGUAGAACUAAUGAUCUCAAAACGUAGAGAAAUGUUAUCCUUUAAAAAAGGUUAGUAUUAAAGCAACACGUGGCAUUACGUUAUUUUUGCUGUCUAAUGCAAUCUUGGAAAUAUAAAAAAACACUGUAAUAUUCUGUAAGAAUAGUUUAUACUGCAUGCAUAAUUAAACAGUUUUUAAUUUGUCCUGCAGUCCUCCUGCACGUUAUUUCCUCUUGUUCUGUGCUAUGGAUGUACACACAUGAUAAACGUUAUGGUGUGACAUUACUCUUAAAUAUAUAAGCGAGAAUAUAGCAGGGAAUGCUUUCUCGUUAGUUCAAGCCAUUACCUUGUUCUAGGUUUACUUGAAUUAAGCGUACUGUACGUUUUUGUUACUGAUUUACUGAUUAGUUACGAUGAGGAAUUGAGACUGUACUGACAGCAAGUUCUUCCGGUGGAAGCAGACAAAUGACCUGCCAGGUGGUCUCCAUGGAGACGGCGGGGAGAAAAAGACAUGGCCGCCUGUCCUCACCGCCGUGUCAGAGCGGGGGUUUAGGCAAUCUGGAGUAGGUUGCGUUAUGCUUUGCCUGUCUUUUCCUCGGCUUUUGACAUUUCUCUUGCUUACGAGACGAUGACAGAACCGACCGACACCGAAGAAGUCAAAUAAUUUUUUUU
Messenger RNA from Lepisosteus oculatus (spotted gar), 3875 nucleotides. Lineage: Eukaryota; Metazoa; Chordata; Actinopteri; Semionotiformes; Lepisosteidae. The record is from RefSeq and is a predicted model, not a curated record.